Trichobilharzia regenti is the source of this 525-nucleotide messenger RNA. Lineage: Eukaryota; Metazoa; Platyhelminthes; Trematoda; Strigeidida; Schistosomatidae. The record is from the annotation of a GenBank genome assembly.
AUGGGGAGGAAAAAGAUCGACAGUUCACAGGCCUCAUGUGAAUUUACCUUCGGCACACAUGGUUUGGAGAACCUGGAGUCCUCCUACCCUACACUUCUGAAAGUUGCCGGAUCCCGUGAGCUGCCGCUGCUGGAUUUGUCUUCUAUUCAAAUGGAAUUGGAACAAAUUCUCGCCAGCGUUGUGGAGCGUAUGAUUUGCUUACAAUCCGAGUCAAAAGGAAAAGAAUUACCUGCCAGCGUCGUUUCUGCAAUCAAACGUCAUCACAGAAACAGAGAAGCUGAAUCUAAUCAAAAGUGUCUCUCGAAACCGUCGUUAGUUGUGAAAGCUAAUCCUGAUAAACCCCUCACUUUGAUCAUAUCUCAACGUUCUGGUCCUUGUCCUAAUCCCCAGACAACGCUACCAAGUGUUUCAACUUCAGUAAAACCUGCAUUCGGUUUGAGGCGAUCUAGCAGGUCUUCAGUUGAAGAAGUAUCGGAACUCUGUUCACCAGCAUCUCCUGACAAAACUCUGUUGACUUCAAGGUAA